AUGAAACGUAUUCCCGCACCCAAAAACGUUUGGGAAACUAUUGGAAUUGACUUUAAUGGCCCCUACGCUCACUUUGGAGGAAUUUACAUUCUAGUAGUGGUUGACUACAGAUCUAGAUUUCUCAUAGCAAAAGUAGUAAAAUCUACAAACUUCGACCAGACUAAGAAAGUACUUGACGACAUAUUCGGUAGAGACGGAUUUCCAGAUUGUAUUAAGAGUGACAAUGGGCCACCGUUCAACGGUGCGGAAUAUAAGUUGUAUUGUAGAGAAAGAGGGAUACAAACUGUAUAUUCAACACCUCUUUUUCCACAGCAGAAUGGUAUGGUCGAGAACUAUAUGAAACUUAUAAACAAAGCUAUGUCUGCUGCUAUCGUGUCAAAGACAAAUUUCCACCACGAGCUGCAAGCGGCUGUGGAAUCUCACAAUGCAGCCAAACACCGCGUUACCAAAUUAUCCCCAGAAGAGGUAAUGCUACGCAGAAAAGUUAAACGAGGUCUACCUUUAAUGAACAGAGGAGUAAUUCACGUUGAUGAUCAACUGUUAGACAAAGUGGAUUAUGAAUCAAAAUUGAAGGCCAAACAGCGAGAAGAUAUUCGCCGUGGGGCAAGGCAGUGUAGCAUAAAACCGGGCGAUCACGUGAUUGUUGAACGACUUAAGAAAACUAAGGGAGACACAAGAUUCUCUCUUAAAAGAUUUACCGUUUUAAGUGAGGAUAACGGCAAACUUCGCCUGACAGACGAAACAGGAAACAUAAUGGAUCGCCAUGUUUCACAGACAAAGAAAGUCCACAACUGGAGAGACGAGGAAAGUGAGCCAUCUAAUAGUGAAUGUCUGAAGGAGUCAGUCGUCGAGCCACUGCAGAGGCCCGUAAGAGACAGAAAGAAACCUUCGCACUUGCGGGAUUAUGUGGACACAAUCGAGAGGAAAGAUUUGCAAAUGUGA
This is a messenger RNA of Uranotaenia lowii, 942 nucleotides long. RefSeq lists its product as uncharacterized. The coding region runs from base 1 to 942 and encodes 313 amino acids. Gene Ontology annotation, molecular function: nucleic acid binding. Gene Ontology annotation, biological process: DNA integration. NCBI's taxonomy places the organism in Eukaryota, Metazoa, Arthropoda, Insecta, Diptera, Culicidae. The record is from RefSeq and is a predicted model, not a curated record. The transcript has a single exon.